Molecule: messenger RNA, 507 nt
Organism: Cylindrotheca closterium
Lineage: Eukaryota; Bacillariophyta; Bacillariophyceae; Bacillariales; Bacillariaceae
Source: the annotation of a GenBank genome assembly
AUGUUCAUCACCGCCGUCGCCCAAUCCAUCACCAAGAAGUCUCCACAACAAGCCGCCAGAAUACAACAGGCUACACGCACCAUCACCACGGAUUCCUUUGCUUUCUACCCCGUGCGCAAGACCCGAUAUGAUCAAAUUGUUCCCACUUCCAUGUUCCAAGCCAACACACAGGCAGCCAUCAAGAAGGCUCCACAACAGGUGGCAAGGAUACAUAGCCCUGCUGGCCAAAGUGCUCCAGCUGAGAGCCACUCCUUUGCUUUCCACCCUGUUCAGAAGAACCGUGUCCGCACCGUGACUCCAAAGACGAAUCGCGUCUGCUAUGGUUUCUACCCCGCCAAUGUCGAGAAGACACAAAGUUUCAAGUCAUCAGCUUCCAUCAAGGACGUCAAGGCUAUGCGUGCUGCUUUGAAACAAAAGAAGCAGACAAAGAAGGUUGUCAAGCAAAACUGGGAUUUGGUUAUGCAAGAGAUGCGUGCCGUCAAGAAGACAAUCAAUGUUCUUCCUUAA